UUGCGCGGUGCACGAGUAUCGUGCGGCAUGGUCAACAGGUAGAAGAGACAGACAGGUGGCCGGACGAUGUAUUCAUGAUGUCGGCGACGAUCCUGAAAAGUGGCUAGUGGCCGCGAUCGUUCGCCGCGUACGCUGGAUAUUCCAACAUUCAGAAUUUGUUAUCGUGAACUCUGAUGACAGCGUAAAUUCUAGUGACAGCAGUGGGCAGACGCGAGUAUUUCCCAAGUUUUUGUGUUUCACCAGUGUGCAUUUAUAAUUCAGGAUAAACAAAUUGUUUAGGACGUGUGUUUGCAAUCACUUUUGAUCCUGACGUUAUAAAAGAUGUCAUAAUUGAGUAACUAAGUGAUAAAACAGUAUUGUAGUUUUAUUGUACAACUCCAUUAUGUUGCGUGCCAUACUUGAGCGAUUUGAUUUACAUCAGACUACAUAUAAAAUUAUUUUUGUAACGUCUUAUCAUAAUUAGCUGUAUUAUAAGUUUCAUAAUACGCGUAACAAGUAGUUUCGAAUUUCUUGGAAUAACAAGUGAGAGAAUUCAAUGUUACGGAGAAUUUCUGCCAAGUGUCUCUGAAGUGCAAGUGAAACACUUACGGAUUGGGGUUGAUGACAGACUGAAUAUCAACAGGGAGAGAAAGAUUUUUUGUAAUCUUUGUCGACUGUGAAAGUGGAACUAAGUGUGUUUCAAGUAUCUUUUGUUAUCAGAAGUGUAAAGAGGGAGUAGUAGCUAGCUACUUGCAUCUACUACCUUAGUAGCUGGCUUUGUGUCAGCUGCAACGGAAGAUGUAACAAUCAAAACAGACCAGUAUCUCCAAAUGUUAACUACAAUCAUGCCGUUCCAUUCAAGAUUUACCCAAGCCCAAGUAAACGGCCUCAAGAUUCGAUCAUUGGUCCAUCUAACACUCUCCUAAUCCCAUUUGCUCAAGGAUACGUUCCCUGUGCGAUUUAACGAAUGAUCGAAAGCGAUCAAGAUGGUGAUCGCGAGUGAAUCCCCUCAGGACGUCGGAGCGUCCGGUAAACUGAGACGGUCCCGUCGACUGUCCUCGACCAGGGGAUUGAAGGUACGAGCAAUCGCAAACACAGCUGGUCAAGCGACGUCGCGACCGGAUUUGAAUCAGAAGCUCGGACUGUGUCCCAUAGUUAGUCUGAACCUGGCCGAUACGAAGUCCCGAGCGCCGAUCAAUUGGGAAUUGAACGAGAGGAUCAGCUUGAGCAGUGGAUCGAGCGCGGGUUUAGAGGUGCGUCCGGACGCGAGAAAAGGAAUCGAGCUGAGCGAGAAUAGGAAGAAAUCGGAUACCGACGAAAGGACAGUUCGUCGAGAAAACAUCAACGGUGGAAGAACAAACUUGCGGCUCAUGAACGUGUCGGGUUUUGGCCCGGAUCAAGAUAAGAAACGCAAGGAUUCGUGGACGAUCGAAAUCGACGUGAUCGAAAAACCAGAGAGAGAAAAGGAAGAGGAGGACAAUGUGAUCAAGAGCGAUUCUAAGUAUGAGAUAGGAAUCCCUAGCGAAGGAACCGCUGGGUCUAGGAAGACGACGAAACAGAAACGACAGCUGUCUGCCGGUACUAAGACUCAAAAGCCUGCGAAGAAUGAAGAGGACGAGAACAUGAACGGGAAAUGGGGCAGAAAGAAGACGGAGAAAACGAACGACUCGAUCACGAAGAGGCUGGAAUUGAUCCAUGAACUGAACCAGAAGAUCCUGGCGAACUAUGAGCGGUUCCAACAACGAUCCAAGUCCAAAACCUAUUUGAAGGAGGGCAAGGAAACGUUGUCGAAAUGUAGCUCGAAGGAACAAAAUGGGAAAAGCCGAUCAGCAUUGAACGAAGGGAAAGAAACUCGGAAGGAGGAGCACGUGUACGCUGAAGCGAAGCGGAAGAGCAAGAUGAAAAUGGAAUGCGUAAGCCAGAAACCGGAUCAGGACUCCUUGAGACAAAGGAAACUGGACAUAAAUAAGUUCACGUUCUCGAAGGAGUAUUGCGAAAAGCUGACCGGCACGAAGGAUCACAGAUUGGAAUCGUUGAACGAAAGGCGAUCGGCGAGAACGUUGUCGAAAUCACGAAUACUACGAGAUAACGAGAACUUCAUCAUGGCUCCGAGGCCGGGAUUCGACGAGCCUGACGAGCAUAAAGAGAAGCGGUUCUCUAUGAGGAUCGAAUGCGGUUUCGAGUCUAAGCGAGAAGCACCCACGUCCGAGAGAAGGAGCGUUUUUUAUUUGAACGAAGAAAACGGGGAGAUAGGUAAAGAGUCAAGGGAGCACGUAGACACACCAAUGGACGACGACACCGAUUGUCUGGGGAGCUCCAGAUUGUACCCGGAGAGCUACAGCAAUCGCUCUAACGAAGCGAGAAUAGGAGACGAUCGUGGCCGAGAUCGCUUGAGGACGGAAGAAAAUCGAGACGAAACAGAGACGAGCUGCAAGAUCGAUCGGACUAAUGAUAAGUUCCUGGAGGAGAAAAAUAACCGGGCUGGCGUCGACGAGACGACACUGGAGCACGAGAUUCUCUCGAGCCUCGACGAAGCUAUCGACAGCUUCGAUCGAAUCGAGGAAAAGGAACCGAGGAAAUUCGACGAGAAGGAGAAUGGGACGGUAGAAGAGCUCGAUGAUUCUAUACAAAUAAGUAGCCCUUUAUCGAGGACGAAUAGCCCGAAGACGGGCAGGCUUCAGGAGACGUUUAAUUCCUCAUGGGACUCUGAGGUCGGCGCGGACGCCACUGGCGGAAGUGGCUGGGUCAGGAUACACACCGGGAUCGAGAGCAGUCUCGUAUAUCUCACUCUGGACACCACGGCCAAGGAUGUCUGCCGAGACAUGCUGCUGGGCGACGACUUGUCUCUGUUUAUACAGUACGGAGGCGAGUCCGGAAGAAGGCUGGCCUCGCAGGAGAAACCGCUCGAGAUACAGGACCAAUUUCUUCAGAAGCUUGGCUACCAGGACACGUCGAGACGGUCUCGGCUCGGCGUCGAUCCUGAAUUACGACACCUCAUCGCUUUCCACGUGGGACCCGCAUCCCCAUUACCAGAACUAACGGGUUACAGCCGUUGCGGGUACGCGCUGGUACUAAAAGGGUUGGUUUUUCCUCAGUGGAAACGACGACCGUUAGCUGUCAUCGGAUCCAGGCUGUUCCUUUAUCCGGCCUGUCCAGAGUCCCGACCGGAGUGGAUGGAACUCAGCAGCGGGGGCGCGGUGUGUUACGCCCCGUCGCGCCUCGGAAAACUCGUGCUGCGUAUCACUGGAUAUCCAAGGGUCACCCAGCAGAGUCAACAGCAGCAGCAAGAGGUCCAAGCUCACCACCGCGAAACGAGACACUUGUAUCUUGGCUUUCAUCAUCCCUGGGACCGGGACAUGUGGAAAAGUUGGAUUAAACAGGCAAUACAAUUGUCUUCGUGCCCGAUACAGUUGGAUCUGAGCAACGGGGGUCUGUCAAGGAUUCCUGACAGCGCGAUAGCAUUCCCGGCGAUAGAAGAGCUGGUAUUAAGCCAAAACCAACUUACCAACGCGAAUAACAAUCUACCAUUACUGCACAGGUUCCCGAAACUUCAUAUCCUCCAUCUGGAGGGCAACGAGCUGAGGAAAAUACCUCGGGAAUUACUGGAGCUCACCGGGCUGACCUAUCUCAAUCUCUCGGACAACAAAAUUGAGAAGAUUCCGGCCGACGUAAGCCAGCUUAUCAACCUGCAAGAGCUGAUUUUGGAUCGUAAUGGAAUCAGGGAGUUGCCACCUGAGCUCGCGGAGUUGAAAAACUUGCGAAACAUUUCGUUGGCUGGAAAUUGCCUGACCAGUCUGCCGUCUCUGUUCAACAUGCGAGCCCUCGCGUUAACGGAUGUAUUAUCGAGGUCAGAGCAUAGCAGAAAUUGCAAAGAUGAAAGAAAUAAUCAAAAUAAUUUAUACAAAGUCAAUUUACGGAAUAAUCAAUUAAAGGGGAACAUCAUACUUGGAAAUUACGGAAAUUUAACGCAUCUAGACGUCAGUGAAAAUAGCAUUGAGAAAUUGGACAUCAGUGCGCUUCACGAAUUAAGGAGCGUUCGCUGUGCACGAAAUAUUUUAACAGAAUUGACUGUCUGCGGCAGGAAUCUAGUUUCUCUUAUCGCAGGAAACAACAAAUUGAAAAAAUUAACUAUCGAACCAGUGCCCGUGAACCUCGAACACUUAGACGUUUCCUAUAAUAAUUUAGAUGCGCUCCCAGAAUGGACGCCGGAUCUGCCCUUGUUAAGAGCACUUUUCGCGUCUCAUAACGCUUUAACAGCCCUCCCAGACAGACUGCUAACGCAGCCGUCGAGACUGGAAGUUCUUCACUUACCCCACAAUAGAUUGCAAGCCCUUCCACCACCCAGAAAACCGCUAAACAUCGUUCACUUAACGUUACAAGACAACGCACUGACGGCGUUACCCACCAGUUUCUUUACCAAUACAGAAAAAAUGAAAGUGUUAAAUCUAUCCAACAAUCGGCUAUCAGAAUUUCCACACUUUGGCGAAGGAAACAAGAACCGGCAUACUAAUCACAGCUUGGAGAAACUGUAUCUCACGGCGAAUUGCUUAACGGACACUGCAUUGGACACCCUUGCAAAAUUCACUUGUUUGCGGGUUCUCCAUAUAGCAUACAACACAUUGGAUACGCUCCCAGAAAGUUGUAUAUCUUCCUGGAGAGGUUUGGAAGAAUUAGUGCUAUCCGGAAAUCGUCUUCAAUACCUGCCAGACAAUAUGGCCAAUUUACGGCAUCUACGCGUAUUGCGUGUCCAUUCCAAUAGGCUCUUAACUUGUCCGACAUUUAACAAAACAGCAUCGUUAAAGGUAUUGGACCUAGCCCACAAUCAGCUCGACAGAGUUAAUUUAGCCACCUUGGUGCCACCACAUCUUCAAUUUCUCGACAUAUCUUGCAACUCGAGGCUGCAUGUAGACCCUAGACAGUUCCAAGUGUACAGAUCUCAGCGUCCAAUAUCACUGGUUGAUGUAUCGGGACAAAACAGACCCAGUUUACCUUCCCACCCUCAUCAACAGGAAAUCGUCUCCGCGGAGAAGAGCUCGGAACAACCAUGGCGACUCGGGUUUUCGGAAACAGCAGGCUUUAGGGAAAGAUUAUACGUCUCACAAGUGCGUAUGCCGUCGUUCUGUAACAUAGAAGGUCUUUUCGGUAUAUUUGAUGGCGGUUCGAACCAGGAGGCGCCCAGCGCUCUUCAAGAAAUGAUACCACGCUUAUUGCUAGAGGAAAGAACCGUCCGGGAGACAUCGAAAGAAUAUUUAAAAUACACUCUGCUCUCCGCGCACAGGGAACUCAAAGAGAAAGGACAAAGAUACGGAAUCGACGCCACUCUGGUACACAUCGUGAAGAUUCAGUCGCAACCGGGAUAUCCGAAAGCUCCGACUAAGUAUUCAUUAAAAGUGGCUACUUCAGGAGACGCGAAAGCGGUCCUUUGUAGGGCUGCCGGCCCUUUAAUCUUGGCCCCGCCGAAAAAAGUUUCCAUAAAGAAUCAACUAGGUAACGCGGCUAUGUUUCCCUUGGUGGUCCCUGACCCGGCGUUCGAGGAAGUGGACCUCGAGGAUGAUGACGAGUUCGUGAUUAUCGGUAAUAAACGAUUAUGGGAGGUGUUGAGUAUUCAGGAAGCAGUUCGCGAAGCCAGAGCGGAGGCCAGCCCUGUUCUGGCAGCAAAAAGGCUUCAGGAUCUAGCGCAGGCGUAUGGUGCGGAGGAUAAUUUGAGUAUCAUAGUGGUGCGAUUGACGGGAUCCAAUCAGGGUGACUUGAAUCAGUUAAUGAGGGAGCUGAGGCAUGUGGUUGGCAAGAACAGAGGUCAAACCGAAGCAGCCUGUCCUUGUCCUUGUUGCGUACCUCCAGCUAGUCAUAAGCCACCAGGACCUUGCUGCUGUCACGCGAACGAGGGCUAUUAUUUGAAUGGCGUGCUAAAGAGUAUAGUGAAUAGGUCAAACAAAGCUCACAAUCAGAAUGGAUCUGGGAAGUACUUCAAAAAUCGACGAUGCAUGCAGGAGAACGAAAGUCCGCCGUAUAAGGAUGACAGGAGUUCGCCUAGUGGUCAGUCUGAUCAGGCCAGCGAUAGUACAUUCAAAUCGAGACAUCCUUCCGGUAGAGUCUGGUCUGGAAGUGCAGCAUCUAGAGCCACGAAUAAAACUCGCCAAAGUGUUUUCGUAAACGAAAAUGGCACGAGAAAGGCAUCAGCUUGUGUAACAUCGCAAGAGGACACCGUAUCCGAGCGAUCUGGUGCAUUGAGCGAGGAGCAGUUCCGUUGCUGGGAGUACAUGCUGGAACAGAACACUCAACUCCUGUUCGACAAGGAAUUGGACACCUUAACGAGGACCCCUCUACGCCGGGGUCAAUCGAGAUCCACGCCUCAAUUAGGCGGUAAUUUGCCAUUUCUAUCGAAGAGGUUCGGAAGUGCCAGAUCCUUUAAUCCGUCGUUACCGAGACCGCCCAUCGUGCGAUUCGGUAGCGGGAGAAGAUUAUUGAGCGGAGGUCCGAACGCGGCUUACUUCGGCAGUCUGCAGAGGUUGAUGCCAUAUAAUCUCGAAUACGAUUUCGCCGUCAUUCAGGAAAGGAACGGAUUAGACUCUUUGGAACAAGACGCGAACAGAAUGCAACAGUAUUGGGGAGUAGCCACGACCGAGUUAUGAUUGCGAAGAUACUUUUCGAGCGAUAACUUAACGACAAAAUAUCAUAGUCUAAUCAUAUAUCUAAUAAUCGUAAAUAUGAAUGUUUAAGUACAUAUGUAAGUAUAGAAGUAUUUUCGUGUUCCUAAAUGAUAUCUAUUCAAAAAUUGUGAUUGAUUAUGAGUAUAUAAAAUUUAUCAUCAUUAAAGAUAGAUAUGCAUUUUAAUUUUAUACUCUGUUAAAAAAGAGCAAAUUUUCAAUUUUUAAACUAUACAAAGAGUGUACAAUGAUGAAAACUUUUAUAACUGUAGCUAUUUUUAAUUUUGCUUUCGCAAUUUGUGAUAUACGAACAGAGCUCAAUAUUCUUGCGAAACGAGAAUGAAAUGCAUGAUAAAUCGAUAACGGACCUAAUGGAUUGCACAAAUACAUAUGCGAGCUACAGACCUUUAAUUGAAUGCAACGACGAGAGAUAUGUCUAAGGAAUGUCUGGCUGCUUCCUUUGUUUUGCACUUCAUGAUUUUAUGGAUCGAAAUACUCUUGCGUUCUCCGAGCCUUGGAAAAUACAACAAGAAGAAUACGCUUUCCAGAAACGUAUCAUAAAAUUGUAAAUACUUUCAAAAUGCAAACAGUAUUUAAAGAGAGCAUGUAAUAUUUACUACUGUGCAUUUAAAAGCUUGUAAAUACAUACAUUGUAGGGUUACAUUAAACUAUGUAGAUAUUAAUUUCCAGUUGAAAUGACUGAUUAGAACAAUACUUGUAUGAGUUAGAUAACUCUAACGAAGCGACAAACAAGAGACUUGGUUUGUACGAAACAUAGUAUUAUACAUUAUAGUGCUAGUUUAAGAAUCUCUCAGAAAUAAUAAUUUCGAAAUUGUGUUUUUCGAAUAGUUGCGAAUCAUCUCAAUCUCGUCAUUGACGAGCCUUCUGUGAUUUAAUUUCGUAUCUAUCUCUACAUAUGUAUAAAUUCACAUGCGUGAAUUAAAAGCAGCAUUUUUAGAUAAUACAUUAUAAAGAGAACGCCUACUUUUAAGGACGAUUUUAAUAUGUACAAAUAAUCCACAACUAUAAUAAAGAAUAUUUUUGUACCUAAUAAAGAUGUAAUGACUAUUGUACCUGAAGCUACCAAAUAAACCGAUCAAACAGUU
Messenger RNA from Ceratina calcarata, 7732 nucleotides. RefSeq names its product PH domain leucine-rich repeat protein phosphatase (gene Phlpp). Gene Ontology annotation, molecular function: protein binding. The transcript is spliced from 18 exons. The record is from RefSeq and is a predicted model, not a curated record. Lineage: Eukaryota; Metazoa; Arthropoda; Insecta; Hymenoptera; Apidae. Bases 966 to 6611 code for a protein of 1881 amino acids.